This is a messenger RNA of Pseudozyma hubeiensis SY62, 2901 nucleotides long. RefSeq lists its product as hypothetical. The record is from RefSeq and is a predicted model, not a curated record. Gene Ontology annotation, cellular component: cytoplasm; vesicle; intracellular membrane-bounded organelle. The transcript has a single exon. Lineage: Eukaryota; Fungi; Basidiomycota; Ustilaginomycetes; Ustilaginales; Ustilaginaceae. Bases 1 to 2901 code for a protein of 966 amino acids. Gene Ontology annotation, biological process: clathrin-dependent endocytosis; clathrin coat disassembly. Gene Ontology annotation, molecular function: clathrin binding.
AUGGAUGAUCUGCUCGAUCUCAGCUGGCAGCCGACAACUGCGAAAGCUCAGUCGAAUCAGUCCUCUUCGUCGUCAUCCUCUUCGUCAGCUCGCAACAUCAUCCCCAAUUUCGGCUCGACAUCGACCAGACCGAACUACUAUGGCUCUUCCUCUUCCUCCUCACCAAGCAAGCAGUCCUCGUCUCCCGCCGUUCUCAAGCCCGCUACCAGUGACGAUGCCUUCUCCUCCCUCUUUUCGUCCUCUUCCGCCAAGCAGCAGGCCAACUUGAGCCUGGCAGAACGUCAGAGGCUAGCUGCAGAGCAAGCCCGGAAGAAGAUCGAGGACGACAAACGCCGAAACGAGGCGCUUUGGUCCGGUAUCGAAUCGUCUGGCUUCGGAGGCGGCAGCAGCUCCUCCGUCAAGACGCCGUCAAUACCCGCUCCUCAGCGUGUCACCUCGCCUCCUUCCAACAGUACCGCCUCGAACAAGAACAAGGCUGCAGAUCCUUGGGGCUUUGAUGCUUUCUCUUCGGCAGUCCCCGCACCCAAAGCAUCUGCAUCGACCAAAUCUGCUGCUCCUCCAGCCAAGCCGGCUCCUACUCGCACCAACGACCCCUUCGACUUUGACAGCUUCGACCAAUCUUUCUCCUCUGCUCCUUCCGUAGCCGUGCAUGCCAGCAAUGACCCAGACGACAUCCUUGGUGCCCUAGCUAUGCCCGUCUCGGACGCGCCAAAGCGCUCUCUUUCAGCAGCUGACCCCCGUAUUGCUAGCCUCUCAACUUCGGCUGCAACAUCUUCGGCUGGCAGCUCCAGAGUCCCGUCUCCAGCCAGCGGCAGCCGCCCAACCGCGAAUCGCUCCACUCCAGCAAAAACUGGCUCUCCACCACCGCAUGUUCUCGGUCAGAUUGUCGAGAUGGGCUUCUCCCUCCAACAAGCAAAGCAAGCCCUCGCCCGUACCGAUACAGGCGUCAAUGUCGAAGCUGCACUCGAGCUUCUCGUCGGCAAUAACGGUGCGUCUCGGCACGUGCACGAUGACGAUGAACGACUCGCACGCAAGCUUCAGGCGAAAGAGCAAAGACAUGCGCAAUCCAGCUUUCGCGACUCGGACGACGAGCAGGAUGACUACGAGCUUGAGCGCCAACGACGCCGGUCUCAGCGAGAACGGCAGCAAAGCAACAACGACAGCCGAGCACCGCGUCGUCCUCAAGCUGAUGGUGGUGCGUCGAGCAACCUGGACCACGAAGCCGCCGCCGACUGGCAACAACAAGCCGAUCAACUCUACGCCCAAGCUUCAGAGAUCGGCUCUUCGGUGCUCACCAAAGCUAGCGCCUUUUGGUCCUCGGCCAAAGCACAAGCUCAGAAGGCCCUGGACGAACGCAAUCGUGCAGCAGCAGGCGCGGACCGAAGCAAUACGCCUUCCGACGCAGGCAGCGAGCGUCAUCGAGCACGCAGAUGGGGCGCUUCGAGCGCAGCUUCCAAGAACAAGGAAUGGUCGGGCAAGCCUAAAUGGAUGGUCGAUGCAGAGCUGGCCGAGGCUGACGGUACCGGCUCGAAUGAUGCAGCCAGUCGAGACGAGAGACCGAAUAGAAGCGAUGACCAGCCUGCACAAGUGGGUGGGUUCAAGGACUCUGACAAUGAGGAUUACGCUGCUGCACCGGAGCUGCCUACGCGAGCCACGCGUCGACCUGCAGCUCCUGUGGCUUCCGCUGCUCCGGCUGCGAGUGUUGCAGCAGCAGCUACCGCCGUGUCGUCUGCUGCGAGCGCGUUGUGGGGUAACACCAAGGCUCAGGACAUAGACCAACCACCGCCGAGCUUACCUGCUCGAAGUAGUGCCGCUGCGACUGCCUCUGCAUCCAAGACUGGCUACGUGUCGCCCAACCGACGCGCCACUCCAUCUCGAUCUGCCGCGCCAUCGCCCAUUCCACCGAAAGCCCCGCUUAAACGACGACCCAUUCCAUCGGAUGCGUCCCACUCCAUCUCCUCCGCCAACCGCAACAAGCAGGAGGGGAACGAGCACUUCAAGCGCGGCGCCUACGCAGACGCCGAAGCCAGCUACACGCGAGGCAUCUCUGCGCUCGAAUCCUCCUCCUCCGACUCGGUGCGUCUCGUGCCUCUGCUGAGCAACCGGGCCAACGUUCGGCUGAAGAACGGCGAUGCCACGGGCACUAUUGCUGACUGCGAUCAGCUGCUCUCGAUCGUGCUCUCGCUCUUCGGUGGGUCGCAGCGGGAUGCGAGCGGUCGGAUCGCCGUGUACAGAGCGAGUCAGGAGGCGGGACUGCCGGCUGAGCUGGCAGAGGUGAAUCUGAGGGAGACGUAUGGCAAGGCGUUGGUGAGACGCGCGCAGGCGUUGGAGACGAAGGAGAGGUGGAAGCUGGCGAAGGCGGAUUGGGAGGUUUUGCUCGAGUACGAGAAGGUGGAGGGAUCAGGGGUCAAGACUGCUGCGAGCAAUAUGCGGUUUGCCAGGGAAGGGUUGUUCCGGUGUGGGAAGAUGUUGGGGGAGAAGGUGGUUGGGUCUGCUGUCUCCACCGCUCCCAUCAAAAAGUCGAGCACGACAGCUGGAGGAGGAGAGAAAGCGAGCGAAGCAUUCGCCACGCAGCAAGCGGCCCAAGCAGCGGAAGAGUCGGCGCGCUUCGCACUCAAGGACUCCGUGGAUGCCAAGAUCGAAGCGUGGAAGAAGGGCAAAGAGGGCAAUCUGAGGGCGUUGCUCACGUCGUUGGAUACGAUCGUUUGGGAGGGACUGGGGUGGAAGCCGAUCGGGUUGAAUCAGGUGUUGGACGAAGGCGGGUUGAAGAAGAACUAUACAAAGGCGAUAGCGAGGUUGCAUCCGGAUAAGGUGAAGCGCGGGGCUACGGUGGAGCAGCAGAUGAUUGCCGGUGCGGCGUUUCACGUGUUGAACGAGGCUUGGAAUGCCAAGCAGGGUUAA